AUGAACCUGGUGUCUAUUCAGGAUUUCCCUGAGCAUAGGAACCUCCACCUGCGGACUUACUCUGGGAGCAGUACCAUUAUCGUUUGGUGCUAUUAUGUGCUAGGAAUAGGUGUGAACGUCCAAAUUAAUGGAGUGGGCAUGCAGUUUGGUGAUAAUCCUCGCAUAUUUUUAGAGAACUGCCAGCCUUUUGAGGCCUCUGCCACUCUACUGGACGCGGCUGGUGAGAAUGAGCCGUUAUUUAAGUUGUCACAAGUGGAGGAGGAUCCCCCUAUCCAAGGUGAAGACCGUACCACUGCACGAGGCUUUAUAAGGAGGAUCUUGAUGCUCUCCGGUGUCUCUGAAAAGAACGUCGAGGCACAAGCACACUCCAUCGCUGCUCAUUGCAUCCGCCUUCUCUCAUCAACCGCUCAGCCGUCCGUGCUAGCCUCUCUCAAGGUGACUUCUAUGGCCUCCCAAGUUGAGCGCAACCUCCUGGGUGCUGUAGCUUUCCUCUUCGACAUAGCAGAGUUAGACCGCUGUCUCGUCUCGAAGCUCCUUGGAAAGAUACAACAGAAGAAGGAAAAAUUAAAAUCUGGAGACAGACAAAAAUGGUCGCAAAUGAUACUCAUUAUUAUCUCUUUUGCUCGAGUUCAUAACUUGGAAAAGUGCGAUAAUCUGCCGCUCUCUUUGAAGGCUUACUGGGGGUUAUGUGAAGAAGACUUUGAGAUCAGUUGCCAGGAAGAAGGAUUUGUAGGGACGGCUCCAGACACCUUUGUGUGCUUCGACAUUAUCUCGCGCAUGCUGCUAGGUCAUCAGUACUCCAAGGAAUAUGUCGCCAGUUCGGCUUUGGUCAGUUCUUGGGGAUGGAGUGUUUUCUUUGAUUCAUUUGACGCUCUUGAUCCGGCGGAUAUCAACCCCGGCGUGAUACACAUACGUCUCGGGGUCCCUACAAGGAAUGGCGAGCGCAAGAUGCGUAUCGUUGACGGCCCAACAGAUGUUCCGAUUGCAUGGGGUGAGGUCCUGCACGAGUCUGAAAUUCCGAUCACUUUUUGGCCAGGUGUAUUUACCGGCAGGCUGACUGCGACCCUUAUCGGCUAUCAUGGGACGGACGCCUUCUCCGCUGUUCAGGUGUAUGAGUGGGAAACGGGACCUCAGAAAUCAAAAAAGUGGCGGAUGGGUUUUCGCGACAAGCAAGAGAUGUGCCUCACGUUUAACAUCAUCGACAUAUGUCCUUGCCCGGAAUUCCUAAAGGACGAGGAAAGCAAGGCGUGGAUCAACCAGCUGAUUACGACAGGCCACCUUCAAAAACGAGGAGUCUUGGAUAGUGCCAGAUUGGCAGAGGUUGUAGAAGUGACCAGAAAAUAUCCAUCAAGCGCAGAGAAGCUUGCGAGCUCGCCGGAGAGGGUAUUUUGCGAGACUUUGCGGAGGCUUGAUACGACAGAUUCCCUCUCAAGCGCCUGGUACUUCUUCGUCACGGCCAAUACCGCCGCAAGGUGGCUCGCUCUUGAUGGUUUGGAGCAGCUGAAAGGGGAAGCUGCGGGAUUCCUAAAUAUAUUACGUGGGAAGGGCUGUUGUGUGAAAUGCGCGUGCAGUGCAGUUGCUACUAAAAGUUUUGUGCUCUUGUAA
Molecule: messenger RNA, 1605 nt
Organism: Aspergillus oryzae RIB40
Lineage: Eukaryota; Fungi; Ascomycota; Eurotiomycetes; Eurotiales; Aspergillaceae
Exons: 1
Coding region: 1-1605 (534 amino acids)
Source: RefSeq, a predicted model, not a curated record